GGUUACGUAGUGGUGCUUUUGAUCCGUCUAUUCCGCAUUUCGUGCUGUUGUUGACAGGUCUCGAACUUGGAAGACUCAACGCGUGUCUGUUACAUCGUAAAAUGAAGACAUUUUAGGAUUUAUCUUGUCGUUUUUGGUAUUACUAUGGACUAACUUGUAAUCAUGGUUGUGAAUUCAGUGCAUUGGUUUCGGAAGGGACUGCGUUUACACGAUAAUCCCGCUUUACAGGAAGCUCUAAAUGGCGCUGACACUGUGCGAUGUGUUUAUAUUUUGGAUCCGUGGUUUGCUGGGUCCGCCAACGUCGGUAUCAACAGAUGGAGGUUUCUGCUGGAGUCUUUGGAGGACCUGGACAGCAGUUUGAGGAAGCUGAAUUCUAGACUGUUUGUGGUGCGUGGCCAACCUGCCAACGUGUUUCCCAGUCUCUUUAAGGAGUGGAACGUCACCCGGUUGACCUUUGAGUAUGACUCUGAGCCCUAUGGGAAGGAGAGAGAUGGAGCCAUCAUUAAAAUGGCCCAGGAGUUUGGAGUGGAGACCAUAGUGAGGAAUUCUCACACACUCUACAACUUGGACAGGAUCAUUGAGCUGAACAACUGCCCUCCGCUCACGGUCAAGAAUCACCCGGUCAUUGAGAUGAACAACGGCAGUCCCCCGCUGACCUUCAAGAGGUUCCAGGCCUUAGUGAACAGGCUAGAGCUACCAAUGAAACCCCUGCCCACAAUCACACAAGAACAGAUGGACAGUUGUCGGACGAAGAUCGCUGACAACCACGACGAACACUACAGCGUCCCCUCUCUGGAAGAGCUCGGAUUCAAGACUCAAGGCCUGAACCCUGCGGUGUGGAAGGGAGGGGAGUCUGAAGCGCUAGAGAGACUCAACAAACACUUAGACAGAAAAGCCUGGGUGGCUAACUUUGAGCGACCCAGGAUCAACAUGUGUUCGCUGAUCGCCAGCCCCACAGGCCUCAGCCCCUACCUACGCUUUGGAUGCUUAUCAUGUCGAGUCUUCUACUACAACCUGAGGGAACUCUACAUGAAGUUGCGGAAGCAUUGCAGUCCCCCGCUCUCUUUAUUCGGCCAGCUUCUGUGGAGAGAAUUCUUCUAUGCAGCGGGCACCAACAACCCAAACUUCGACCGGAUGGAGGGCAACCCCAUCUGUGUUCAGAUCCCCUGGGACCAUAACCCUGAGGCCCUGGCCAAGUGGGCAGAGGGGAGCACAGGCUUCCCCUGGAUAGACGCUAUCAUGACCCAGCUGAGGCAGGAGGGUUGGAUCCACCACCUGGCCAGACACGCUGUGGCCUGCUUCCUGACCCGGGGAGACCUGUGGAUCAGCUGGGAGAGCGGCAUGAGGGUGUUCGAGGAGCUGCUGCUGGAUGCAGACUGGAGUGUGAACGCAGGCAGCUGGAUGUGGCUCUCCUGCAGUGCCUUCUUCCAGCAGUUCUUCCACUGUUACUGCCCUGUGGGCUUCGGAAGGAGGACCGACCCCAGCGGAGACUACAUCAGGCGCUACAUUCCUAAGUUGAAGGACUAUCCCAACCGAUACAUCUAUGAGCCGUGGAGAGCCCCAGAGUCUGUCCAGAAGGCAGCCAAAUGCAUCGUGGGAGUGGACUACCCCCAGCCCAUGAUCAACCACGCAGAGGGCAGCAGGCUCAACAUAGAGAGGAUGAAGCAGGUCUACCAGCAACUCUCCCACUACAGAGGCCUCAGUCUCCUGGCAUCUGUGCCCACCAUUCAGGAAGAGGCGGAGCCUCCCCCGACAGACGACUCUCAGGCCAGCAGCAGCACCUGUGAUUCACCCCCACACACUUCGUCUGCCCAGUCCAACACUCUGAAGAGAGGCAGGCCCUCUGAACCACAAAGCACCCAGACGUGCACCCACACAAAACACCAGCACACCAGCCCUAGCAAAGACCAGGAGCAGCAAUGGGAGGAACAGUCAGAACAUCAGCCAGUGGAUCUGCAGUGACACACGGAGCUUGCCAUGUGGGAUGGUGUAUGGCAGAAAGACAUGGCAGAAGACUUCUGAUGUCCUGCGCUCACCCCUAUCCUUCUGGCAAGACUGGUCACUUACAUACAUACAUACAUACAUACAUACACAAACACACACACACACACACACACACACACACACACACACAGUGUUUUACAUACCAUAACCGGUUUAUAAAAUCUACCAAUAACAGCCAAUCCAGAUCAGUGUUAAAAACAGCACCAUACUGGCCAAUAAUGUAUGUGUAUACAGCAAGGUUACAACGAGUGUAUUAUAUAGCAGGUUAGUGCUUACACCUUUCCUUUCAGCUUUCCUAAUCUGUUUUUUUUUUUUUUUUUACCACAUUUUAUUAGUGUGUGAAUAACCGCUUUAAGACUACAAUAGACCCUCAAAGAUACUAACCUUAGAGUUAGGAACUCACCGGGCAAUCUCAAACUGGGGGAAAUGUUUCAAAUCCCCAGAAAACUGAACACACGAUAACAAAACACAUAAAUACGUAAAUACGCAGUUCAUAUGUUCUAUAAAGGUUUGAUACGAUUUCUAUGUGCAUUUCAAAGUUGUGGAUAUUUCAGUGUUCCGAACGACCUCAAUUCUCGAUGUGUUCAUAUCUCUGAGGUUCCACUGUCCAUUUAUCUGUUUGCUAUUUUGCUGUAUGUUAUUUUGACUUUGAUCACAAUUACGUGAUUGGUCUGGAAACUUAAUAUUUUGCCUGUGGCAGAGAAGAUAUAUUAUCAAUCAGUGAAAUAACCAACAAUUAAAACUAUGGAGAAUCAUAAUCUGUCAAACCUUACUGGAAAAAGAACGGCAGUCAGCUGCUUCUACCCACCAUGGAAAGUGAGGCUGCGGCCACACAGAAUGAUGAAACGUAUGAAAAAUGCAUAUGUAUUCGUCACUGUUCAUUUAAACAUGUCACAGACGAGUUGCUGAUUUAAACUUGUCACGUAUGAGUUGAUUAUUUAAACUUCUCACAUAUCAGUUGCUUAUGUAAAAAAUUUACUGACAAAACUGCUGAUAGACAUUUUAUAAUUUCUGUAGCCCAUCAACCAACAGAACAUCCACUGGCUCAAUAUGUUUUUGACGGAUUCACAAAAUCUGUCAGGCCUCAACACUACAACACUACAGUUAAUGAUAAUACUGUCUAUAAUAAUACAAUAAUUACUUGUUUUGCUAAAUACCAUAUGUGUAAAGGAUUUGUAUUAAUUCCCGCUAUAUUCUGUUUAUAUUUACGCAUUUAUCAGCCGUGUGUGUGUGUGUGUGUGUGUGUGUGUGUGUGUAUUUUACCGUAAAAAUUGAUCUUUAUCAAAACGAACAUGACUUUCCCCAAAACCUUGGUAGCAUUAAGAUCAUCUUAUGUCCGUUGGUAGGCAGUUGAUAAACAAUGAUCUUGGUGCUACACAUGUGUUGGGAAACUCACCCCAGUGUUGUGGAACUACUCAGAAGGGUACGAGUUGAGUGGGAAAUACUAACCGAGUCAACCUCCAUUUAUAUUUCCCAUUAACACAGAGACCAUCUUGUCAUCAUUUGUCAGUCACCAAAUAUUGUACAUCCCAAGCAAAAGUGUACAUUCACUAUAAUUUAAGUUGCCAUGAUGAGCUUUUGUUAAAUAGUUGUAUUUAUUUGUUUUAGAAUUGUACAAAGGAGUUUAUUUUCAUUAAAGCGCUGAUAUAAUUGUGACCCCAUUCAGUAUUCUUGUUUGUAAUUGUUUUAUGGACCUUACUAUCACAUUCUGGAAUUCACUAUUGUAAUGAUGAAAAUGACUGUAGUAGUAGUCUAGUUUGUAAUAAAUGUAGUUAAUUCA
Coregonus clupeaformis (lake whitefish) is the source of this 3784-nucleotide messenger RNA. RefSeq names its product cryptochrome circadian regulator 2 (gene cry2). The transcript is spliced from 12 exons. Gene Ontology annotation, biological process: circadian regulation of gene expression; negative regulation of DNA-templated transcription; entrainment of circadian clock by photoperiod. Gene Ontology annotation, molecular function: FAD binding; DNA binding. The coding region runs from base 163 to 1962 and encodes 599 amino acids. The record is from RefSeq and is a predicted model, not a curated record. Gene Ontology annotation, cellular component: nucleus; cytoplasm. Lineage: Eukaryota; Metazoa; Chordata; Actinopteri; Salmoniformes; Salmonidae.